AACAAAUCAAACAAAAGCAAAGUAAAGGGAAAUGAUUUUGUCAGCAGCCUCGCCUAUGUCGGAAGAGUUAAAUUGACAACUUCAGAUUUGAAAAUUGUUUUCCCGAGUUUCGGGGUACUUGAACGCAACAGAAGCUCUCCUGAUCAACAAGGAAAAGGCAAGAAAUAAAACGAUACAUCGAAACAUUUCCAGUGAGGUGUUAUUCUCAACCAGGAAACCAAAGCAUCCAGUGCAGCGAUGGCGCAGACAGAGCUUGAUUUGAGAAGAAGAAAUAGCUUGGACAUCCGUCUAGAUUUUAGAUUAGUUCUUGUUGGAAAGACUGGAUCUGGGAAAAGCUCCAGUGGAAACACCAUCCUGGGGAGAGAUGCAUUCAGUGCAGCAGUUAGUCAGUCCUCAGUAACGAGGCAGUGCUGUAAGGCCAGUGGAGAGCUGUUUGACAGAAAUGUGACCAUCGUGGACACUCCUGGCCUCUUUGACACUUCAUUGCCAAAACACACCAUCAAAAGAGAGAUCUCCAAAUGCAUCAACAUGUCGGCCCCCGGGCCUCAUGCCAUCCUCCUGGUCAUAAAGGUGGGGCCGUUCACCAAUGAGGAGCAAGAUGCUGUAAAGCAGGUGGAAGAGAUCUUUGGGGAAGAUGCUUGGAAAUACACCAUGAUACUGUUUACACAAGAGGAUGAAACCAAAGUAGAUAUGGAGACACAGCUGCAGGAAGCUGGACCAGAGCUUGAGAAGAUUCUUAGAAAAGUCAACAACAGACAUUCAGUGUUGAACAACCGUAGAGCUGAUGAUCGGAGUCAAGUUCUGGAGCUGCUGGAGAAGGUGGAUAAGAUGGUGGCUGAGAAUGAAGGGAAGCAUUACUCCAACUACACCUUCCUGCAGGUGGUGGAGAUGCUGGAAAAGAGAGAAUUAGAGCUUAAAGUGUUUUAUGAGAAGGAACUGAAGGAAAAGGUCAAAGCUGUUGAGCAGAGGUACGAGCAGAUGCUGAAAUCUGCUCAGCUUGACCAAGCUGACUUAAAGAGGAGACUUCAGUCGGAAAUACAGGAAGUUAACAGAUUCUUUGAGGUUUUAAUACGACACAGACGUCAGGUUGUAGAACAGAGCGCACAGGAGGAUUCAAUGGAAGAGAUUUAUAAGUUUCAUAAGACCUUAAAGCUGUAGUUUAGUUAUUAAAGACUCAAAUCCUCUUAGAUUGAUGAUGAACAAAGUUGUUAGCCACUCAUUUACAUUAGCCGUGAUUUUGUUUGUUGGUAACUAUAUUUAAUUAAAACCAACUAUAGCAUGCUAGAGUUUACUUGAACCAUAUUUUAAAUCCUUUUUAAAUGCAAAUAACCCUUGUACAGACUCAUAUCAAGACUACAUAAAUUAAUUAAUACUACAGCUAAUUAUCAAGUAUUCAGCUCCAAUAUGGUUCUUUAUAAAGCUUCUUUUACAUGAAAAUAUGCAGAAUUCAAAGUAAACAGAAGUGUGGCUUCUUACUGCGUGUUAAACGUCUUGCAUGGAAGGAGAAGAUUGAUUUAAAAGAUAAAAACUAAACUGGAAACAUUCUAAUAAUAAUCGUUGUUUCGAUGUUUAUUUACAGCAGUUAAUAUUUAAAGAACAGAAAAAAAAACUGUCCAUUAGCAAUGGGGAUAGACCAAACAAUAGGAAAAAUAUAAUAAAGGUU
Molecule: messenger RNA, 1663 nt
Organism: Cyprinodon variegatus (sheepshead minnow)
Lineage: Eukaryota; Metazoa; Chordata; Actinopteri; Cyprinodontiformes; Cyprinodontidae
Product: GTPase IMAP family member 4-like
Exons: 6
Coding region: 238-1158 (306 amino acids)
Molecular function (GO): GTP binding
Source: RefSeq, a predicted model, not a curated record